AUGGCCUCCUCUCUCUCCUCCUAUUCGCUUUUGGUGCUUUCCUUUUCGAAGGCGUCAAAGUCGUUCGGUGGAAGAAGGAGGAGGAGGAGCAAAAGAAGCACCAAUCAUCAUCCGUUGACAAAGAUUUCAGCGGAUGCAUCAUCAUCCGCGCAUUCAAACAACACGAACGAGGAGGACGAUUCAGAGGACGAGUUUUUCGAUGAAAACAACGACGACGAGAAGAAGAAGAAGAGCUUCUUUUUUUCGACGACGACGACGAUCGAGUCGACGAGAGGGAGACGGCGGAGGAGUCGAGCAGCGAAUACGAGUAAUAACAUGAACAACAAUUCGUCCCAAGAAGAAGAAUUAAGUAGCACGAUUAUUAGGAAUAGCGUGAUUAAGAAUAGUAAUAAAUCCUCCUCCUCCUCCCAGUCCUCCGCGUUCGAACUCGCCGGUGGAUUCUUAUACGUUCGGAAUUUCUUCGAAAAAGAAGAUUUUGAGAAGAUUGCGCGAGCGUGCGACGAUUUGAGGAAACAUUUGAAGGAAGAAAAAAGAGUGUGCGCAAACUCUCGGUUAGGCGUGAUGGUGCCGGAGGAAGACGUGGUGCAUCAAAUGUGCUGCUCGGAAUUCGCAGCGGAGAAGUUGAGAGAGUUGGUUUUGUCGGAUGAAGAGAAGUUAGAUGCGAACAAGCGAAACGCGUUGAAACCGUCGGAUGUGCCGGUGGAGUAUAGGAUAUAUCCGUUUGGCGGGAGCAUGGAUUGGCAUCGAGACGUGGCGUUGUAUACCGAGCCGCAGUUUGAGAUUGUGUGUACAAUUCACAACAGCUCGGAUUCGAGAACGGAGUGGAAAGAUGUGGACACCGGAAGGAGACGAGGGAUUCGAUCGGAACCGAAUUCGGUGUUGAUUGUUCAAGCGGAUUCCGUCGUGCAUCGAGUCACGCCGAUUACUAAAGGAGAAAGAAGCAUCGUCAAGUUUGCGUAUUCCACGACGAACGAGAAAACGGUAGAUUACUACGAUAACUUGUUGACGUACAACGACGAUUACGAACCGACAGAAGGAAGUAACGGUAAAAGAGCGGCGACGACGAGCUCUUCGAGUAGUAGUACUAGCGAAAACUUUCCUUCGCCGCACUAA
Molecule: messenger RNA, 1113 nt
Organism: Bathycoccus prasinos
Lineage: Eukaryota; Viridiplantae; Chlorophyta; Mamiellophyceae; Mamiellales; Bathycoccaceae
Exons: 1
Coding region: 1-1113 (370 amino acids)
Source: RefSeq, a predicted model, not a curated record